This is a messenger RNA of Exserohilum turcica Et28A, 2392 nucleotides long. RefSeq lists its product as uncharacterized. The record is from RefSeq and is a predicted model, not a curated record. The coding region runs from base 1 to 2280 and encodes 759 amino acids. Lineage: Eukaryota; Fungi; Ascomycota; Dothideomycetes; Pleosporales; Pleosporaceae. The transcript has 3 exons.
AUGUCUUCGCAACAGGGCGCCCAGGGUCCUCCGCCUGGAGUAUCAACCCAAAAAGGCCCUCCGUAUGCCCCUCUCAAUGCCGGGCUGGGUGGGUCGCCGACCAUCCUGCCUGAUGUGCCAGUCGCCGUCGUCUUUAUGGUUUUGUACCUCGUCUUUGGCAUCAUCCACAUCAAGAUCUUCAAAAGCAACAAGCAUCGCGGCCACAAGUUUGUAUUCAAUGGCGCAAUCCUAGGCCUCUGCAAGGUUCGCAUCAUCACCAUGAUAUUACGCAUGGCAUGGGCAAACUACCCCAGGGACGUGAGCCUUGCCAUUGCGGCAAACAUCUUCACCUAUGCCGGCACCAUCAUCCUGUACAUGGUUAACUGGUUCUUCGCCCAACGCGUCAUCCGUGCCCAGCAUCCAAGCAUAGGGUGGUCGACCAUGUACCGCAUCUUUCACCGGACCGGACUUGUCCUUUUAAUCGUCACUUUGCUCGGCCUCAUCAUCAGCCAGAUCUGGAAGUUCUUCACUCUCGACAAAAACCAGCUCCAGGCCUUUGACGUACUGUUCCUCGUCUCCCAGACGUAUUCCACGGUAUUCUGUUUUGCGCCCGCCAUCCUCGUCACCCUUUCGCUUCUCGUCCCUCGCACCGAGGUUGAAAAGUUUGGUGCUGGCCGGCUGAGGUACAACAUCACUAUCCUCAUCAUCGCAGUGUUCGUCCUGUCGCUGGGGCAGGUGUUCCGUUGCGUUUUGGCCUGGAUCCCGGAAACUCCCAUGAUAGACGUCCAGCGCGGAGUGGUCGAGUUUCCCUGGUACCUGUCCAAGGCAAGCUUCUACUGUUUCAACUUUUUGACGGAAAUCUUUGUCGUUAUGCUGUUUGCCAUUUCCCGUGUCGACCUACGCUUCUACGUGCCAAACGGCGCGAGCAAGGUGGGAGAUUAUUCCAGAAGUCGCCUUGACCUCCAACCCGACGACGAGAAGAACAUACCUGGGGCCAAUGUUUCGCGUGCGCCCAUGACUCACAGCAAUGACUCGAACGAAACUCUGCACCGUUAUCAGUCUUCGGUGUUCGACGAUACUCAGACACUAGCCGAUUCGCUGCGAUACCCGCACUCGACUCUAGAGGUUGACGAGAAGACUGGCAACUGGAAGGUCAAACGUCUUUCGACAGAUUCAUCCAAAACCCGUCACACGUCAAUGUCGUUGGCCAAGUCAUCUCAGUCGACCCUGUAUGGAGGCUCAUCGUCUAGGUCCACGCCUCACACGAGUUUUUCCAAGCCGCCACAGCUCCCAAACCCAUCUGCGAAUUCACUAAAUGACAGAAAUUCACACGCAGCCAGCGAUACACCACCGGUCCCAGAGCUCCCGGCUGAGUGGCCAUUAACCGAUGCAGGACCGCUGCGCACGAGUCAUCUUUCAAAAAAUGGGCUACCGCACCGACCUGUUGUGCGUAAACAAACUUUUGAGCUCGAGGGCCACGAGCUCAACCACGUCGACAUCGGCGAUGCAGUUACCGAUGCAUUGGCCAAGCUAGAGAUGAACAGCCAAAGAACAAAGUUCACGUCUCCCAUCACACCACCCCCAGUAUACGGCAACGGCAAGUCGGCCAUCAAGAUAUACAGGCCCUCGGGACCCAUACGCAGCAGCAGCGGGCAAGCGUCUCCGAAAAAGUCAAGCAUAUACUCCGUCUACCCGCCCGGAGAAUCUGCAACCCGCAGCCGCGCCAACAGCAAUCCGAUUGACUCGCCACGGUACUCGGUUCCCAUGACCACCAGCACCAGCGCCAGCAGCAGCAGCAAACAGCCCCCGGCGGCCCAAACACUGCGAUCCUCACGCUCACAAUCGACGCACGGGCGGCCGGCGCUCUCCCAAAGCCCUAGCCUAGAAAUCAUAUCGCUCCUCAACCAUAUGAGCAGUGACCAAAGCCGCAUCAUCGACGCCUCACUCCUUCGCGAACCCGCCGCCGCUGCAACCACCCAUUUGCAGCGAAGUCCAAUGCUUUUGAAAGAUCGAAACAGCAACAAUCUUAAUGCUAAUGCCACGAAUGUUAUUCACGCUUCUACAUCAAAUGAACGACAACGACCACGACAACAGCAACAACAACAACAACAACAACCACAAAAAGCUACCUUGUUCACCCCAGAACGAGGCCUAGAACGCGCAAAAACACAAACAAGUUCGAACUACAGUCACGACUAUAGCCCCUCGUCGAGCACAAAUAGUCGCGACAACGAGUGGGCGGCUGAGGAAUUCCGCAAGUUCAGCUCCGAAGCUGCGUUGCGGGUCCAUCAUUCUCCGUAGUAGCUCUUUUUCUUGAUGUCGUAUCUUUAUCGUAUUGUGUGUAUAUUUUUUUUUAAUCUCAGCUUCUAAAAUGGAGGGACGGUCUUUUGGGGAGUUUCCAUCUCUCUCUCUC